AUGGCUUGGCGUUGUUCAGGUCGUACAAACGCGGACCUCAUCGCAAACAUGCGCACAGCACGAAUUAUCACAACAGAUAGAGUCGGCGAGGCCAUGACGAAAGUCGACCGAGCUAAUUAUGUCAUACGUAAAUCAGAGGCAUAUGAGGACUCGCCUCAAUCUAUCGGGCAUGGCGCGACUAUAUCUGCACCACACAUGCACGCUCAUGCAAUCGAGCACCUUCUCGACUACCUUGGUCCGGGCAAGCGCGUCCUGGAUGUAGGUAGCGGGUCCGGUUACCUUUCUGCCGUACUCCACCACCUUGUCCCAGGCGGCAUUGUCGUUGCCAUCGAUCACAUCCCUGAACUGGUUGAUUGGUCAAAGAGUAAUCUUAGACAAGAUGGACUGGGCUUCGCUCUCGACAGGGGCGACAUCGUCGCGGUCACUGGUGAUGGUCGUCAAGGUUAUGGCAGCCUUGCCAAAUACGAUGCAAUUCAUGUCGGUGCUGCUGCGCCCACGAUCCCACAGCAGCUGGUAGAUCAGCUCAAGAGCCCUGGGCGGAUGUUCAUACCAGUUGGAACAUUUACUCAACAAAUUAUACAAGUCGACAAGGACGAGAAUGGUAAAGUCACAAAGAAGAAUUUGAUGGGGGUCAUGUAUGUCCCCCUUACGGAUGCAGAGGGGCAGAAGAGAGGCUACUGA
Suillus fuscotomentosus is the source of this 681-nucleotide messenger RNA. Its product is annotated as protein-L-isoaspartate O-methyltransferase. Gene Ontology annotation, molecular function: protein-L-isoaspartate (D-aspartate) O-methyltransferase activity. The transcript has 5 exons. The record is from RefSeq and is a predicted model, not a curated record. Gene Ontology annotation, biological process: protein modification process. Lineage: Eukaryota; Fungi; Basidiomycota; Agaricomycetes; Boletales; Suillaceae. Gene Ontology annotation, cellular component: cytoplasm. Bases 1 to 681 code for a protein of 226 amino acids.